Messenger RNA from Trypanosoma theileri, 6468 nucleotides. RefSeq lists its product as uncharacterized. The record is from RefSeq and is a predicted model, not a curated record. Gene Ontology annotation, molecular function: protein binding. The transcript has a single exon. The coding region runs from base 1 to 6468 and encodes 2155 amino acids. NCBI's taxonomy places the organism in Eukaryota, Euglenozoa, Kinetoplastea, Trypanosomatida, Trypanosomatidae.
AUGAGCAAUGUAUGUGGGGAAACGCAAGACUUUACUGCGAUACGGUGUUCCGCUAACCUUGAUGUCCCCACACAACUGUUACUAGAGUCUAUUAAAGAAAUGAAUGUCGAGGGUAUGCGGAGGGCUCUUGAUGACGGGGCGGACGUGGAUGUUGUUAACAAAGAAGAUAAUGACAAAACAGUUUUACAUAUGGUUGCUGCUCAUAGUUCUGAUGAGUGCCUUAUGGUGCUUCUCAAAGGUUCAAAAAAACCUAUAUUUUGCACAGAUGCUACUGGACAAACACCACAGCAUAUAUGUGCAAAGUUUAAUAGUACUCUCACUUCACUUGUACUUCUUAUUGCAUCAUAUGGAAUGACAGAAAUACAGGAUCACAAUGGAGAUACUUUUCUUCAUUGCUUAAUGCGAAACAUGAAUAUUCCUGAAGGAGAACAACUUGAGUUUGUAAAGUGGGUAACUGCUCAAGAGGCAUCUAUACACUUGUUAAACACAACAAAUCUCAAUAAUGAGACGGUAUUAGAUGUGGUAUUAAAAUCAGGAAGAUAUAGUGGAUCUUUUCUAGAAGUCCUAUUGAGAAGUGGUGCUCGUGAAGCGAGAGAUAUUUUUGCCAUUUUGGAUAGUAACUUAAUAUCCUUAGAAGAUGGUGAACGUGGCAAAAUAAUUGAAAAGGAAGGUAAACGUUGGCGCCGAUUAUAUCGUACCUUUCUUAAAUAUCAUAGUUUAUUGAGGCGUUACUUAUCGAAACGAACGCGUUAUGUGAAUAAAGAGGAGGAUGGACGUCGUCAAAUUUGGUUACAUGAACAUAGUGAAAGGGGAUCUAUAGUUUCACAAGCAGUGGAAGAAAUUGUCAAAAUAAAAAGUAUAGAAAAAGAACGACUAAUAAUGAUAAAGCGAAAAGCAGAAGAAGAAGAAGAAGAGGAAAAGAAAAAAAAACAGGUACAGUCAUCUGUAGUACUCAUACCUCUCAGAGCUUAUGAAGAGAAGGCCCCUGUUCAAACAUCUGUCGUCUCUGUUAAUGUUGUUUCUGAUGGCGCUAUUCUACAGGACAAUUUAGUUGAAGUAGUAGAGUAUGUGAGUAAUGAUAAUAAUGGUCUAGAAAAUACAUCACAAAAGAAUAAGGAACUUUCUGCUGCUGCAAAAAUACUGUUCUACUAUCGUCAGUAUAGAAAACGAAAGAUGAGAAAAUUGCUCUUACAUGAGUGGUUGCAAGAUACGGUAACAAAUGUACCUGAGGCUGUGCUAUGCAUUCAAUCACAUGGACGUGGUUACUUUGUACGAAAAGAAUGUAUGAAGUUGAUUGAUAGUAUUUUGAUGAUUCAGAGAAAAUGGAGACAGUUUGUACCUGAAAGACGCCGUAAAGCAAUUGAUAUUAUUCACUAUGAAAUUGAACGUUGCUGCUUUCAACGGCGGGUUAAGUUGUUUAUUAUCGAAAAACUGCAGAAUCGUGUAAAGGAAAGAAUUCGUGGGGUGAUGCGUGCAGUAACACAAUUGUUAUGGAGAGAAAAUUUUUGUGCAGUUUUUUGCGAAAUUGUUUUUCGUAAAAAACGUGAGCGUCCACCUAAUACUAGAUUCGAAAGUCAACUUGAACGUUUACAGAAACUGCAAGUACGUAUGCUAAAAUGGUUUUUACUUAUACAAUUUCUUUUGGCUUCAUUUAUGCUUGUCUUUCUUGGUGCGAUACCGGAAUCAUCCAAUGUUCAUAUUACCAUGUCUGUUGAUAUUUUAGUAAGCCUAAUACUCUUUUUAAUGCAAUUGGCUAUGCCUUUACAGUUAUGGCGACUCUUUGAUUGUUUUAUUAUUUUCACCGGUUUUAUUUGUGCCUGCGUUAAACGUCGCAGUGGAGUGUGUAUUCUUAUGUUACUCAUAUUAAAGUUCCCUUUUGUUAUUCGUGAAUUUUUUCCUAAACAUUCAGGAACAGGUACUUAUUGUCGAGCUAUUGAGCAAGCUGGAUUUCAUCUCAUUCUAUUGUCUCCAUUAGGUCUUGCUGGUAUUGGAUCAGCUAUUCGUGGCUUAGCCAUAAGUGAUGCACUCUUAACACGAACUGGAAAUUGGGGAGCUGUUUUUCUCGCGGUAUGGAGUACAUUUUCUCCACAGUAUGAAGUUGAGAAACUAGAUAAGCGAGUUCAAUCAUUUGAUCAAGUGGAAUCUCCUUCAUUACCUUCUUUCCCAGCUCAAAUGCGGAUGUCUCAACAUUACCAUAUAGAAGGAGAUUAUAUACUACUACAGGAACGAACUCCUAUUAUACCAUUAUUAGUUGCUAAUGUAGUUCUCUUAUUUUGGACUUGGACAGCUGUGAUUCUUGGUGUACAUGAUGCAAUUCGAAAGCAUUAUGAUAUUAGUGAUGAAACAAAACUAAAAAAAGAUAAAAGUCGUUUUAGAGAUGUCAAAAAGAUGGAACUUCUUAAUGAAGCACAUCGUGCCAAAAAUAUGACGGCAUUGGGUAAACAAUUAGAUGGUCUCUUGUGGGAAGCAGAUGUCCGUGCGGCGAAGGAAGCCAUUGAUGCAUCUCAUUAUGAUCAUAAAGCCGAUAACACCGUUCAUCGAUUUGUGCGACGAGUGCAGGAUAGUGUUAUUGCUGGUGGAAUGGAUCUUGGAAAUUUAAAUAGAACGGGAGCAUCAAUGCUUGCUGUGCCUAUUACCGCUGACUGGGGAAAGUGGGAUUGUCGUAAUGAACACCCAGAAUCACGAUUUAAGUAUGAUAUUGGUAUUAUUGAAGCAGCACUAGGGAUGCGUGACCGUCGAACAUUUACUGAAAAACUUUUACGGCGACAAUGGAUAGGACAUGUGGGUAAGAAAGAAACUACAGUAUUUGUUGUAGCGGUUGUUCUUAUGGCCGUUAUUGAACCAAACAAUUAUUGGAUGGAGAUGGCAUUUAGUAUUGUUUUUGCAAUAGAACUCAUAUUUUCUUUCGCAUUUCUCCGCAUAGAAUUUAUAUGUAGUCACUAUAUUCGGCUUAUUAUUCGUCUUUUCUGUGUGAUGGUAGGGUUUAUUCCACCUGCGAUACCAUUUGUUGUUUUUCGUUGUCUUCGUGUCUGUGAGGGAUGGUCCAAUGUAUUUCAGGUAUCUGGUAUGACACGUUAUGGAGUUGCCUAUAUAUUAUUAUCUUUUCUAACUAUGUGGAUGAUUUGCUUUGUUGCCAUGUGGCAAUUUGAUGUGGAGACAAAAGGGAAAAGUAUUUGUCAUAGCGAAGUAAGCUGUUUUCUUAAAAGUGCACGGGAAAUGUUAUUGCCUGCAUGGACUUCUACACAUAUUAAUGUGACUAAUGAAGCCCCAGUAGCUUGUGUUAUUAUUAUUAUCUUUCAAUUAGUAUUUGUUCCAUUUGCCGUUACUAUUGCACUACAUCCGUUAUUACAGUUAUCAAGUUUUAUUGGACGAUUUAUUCGACUAGUCGUACAAAGUUUACAUCACGAUGUUGUUGAAUAUAUUAAUAGUUACGUUGAAGGUCCUCUAUGGUUUUCGCACUGGCGACUACAUUGUGAACUUCCUGCUGCGAUUAUCACAAGAUUGCGUAUGUGGGUGUAUGAUGUGAGACGUAAAUCUAGAGAAUACCGAAGAAGUACAGUAUUUCCAUUAUGGUCAUCGGUUUUUAUAUCUAGUGCUAGCUAUAUUAGUCCUAUAGCAUGUGGUUGUAAAGGUGAGAAGGAUAAAUAUAUUGAGGAAAGUAUAGUUUCAAGGUCUCAAUUUGCAUCUUUUGAAGAAAAUGAGCUCUACCAUAAUCCAUCUGUAGCAAAACACGUAAAUUUACUUCGAUUAAGACGGGCUCUUCGUAAACCUAUUCUACACUAUAUUAAUUCGAUUUUGACUAUCAUAUCAGUAAUAUUUCUAUGGGUUGUAGAUGCUUCUUCUUCGUUAAAAGAUCCUAUAGCGGUAAUUACUAUUGUUUUCCAUACAAUGAGUAUGAUUUCCUCACUUAUACUCAUUCCAAGGGAUGCUUCCGCUGUUCUUACAUUAGUGAGUGUGAUUGCUUUAGCAAGUUCACUGGGAUUACAAUACAGUCAUCAUAAGAAUUAUCAUGCUUUUUUUUGUAUUAGAUUUCUCUCACUUAUUCGAUUGGGUCAGAUUUAUAUGCCAUUUUUAUUUAGGAUACAUCGUUUUACACGUAUGCGAAGUGUUUUUUUUAAAUCCGCAGCUAGUGUAUUUUUUCCUGUAAUAGUCACAGGUGUUACUCUGUGUAUUGUAGAAUUACUUCGAUCGCAAAUAUAUUUAGUUCAUAAUUAUAAUCCUUUAAAAAACAAUGAGACAACUGGGGAGAUGUGGUCUCUACCAAGACGUUUGGCUUCUCAACCUCGACGAAAUAAAUGGUAUCCAAAUGGAAAUGAUACUCGAGAUUUAUUUGUUUACUACUUUAGUGAAGAUAUGGGAAUCUUUUUUUCUUUAUUUAAUCUAUGGACACUUCCUGCAUGUUGUGUGGCAACAGUGUUAACAUAUUUACGAUGGGUUAACACUAAUCUCCUUGAUUCUCAGUGCCUCGUAAUUAAUGCCAUUCAAUUAUUAGAAGAUCCUCUUACAUUAGCACGAUUUAAGACGUAUCGUUUUUACUUUCGUUGGAUAGGACAUGUUUUUCUAAUAUUUAGUUUGCUAUUUGGUAUUACUAUGAGCCCUACAACAGAUGCCACUUCAGAUGAUCAUAAAAUUUUUUUUACAAUAGAAACCUUCUUUACAUUUGUGGGAUUUAUUGAUAGUUUUUUCCGUCUUGUAUUUGCUGUACAUCGUUGCAGUAGUUCAUGGGCUGCCUGGAACUGUAUGCCGCAAGGUCUGUUGGAGAAGAGCGUUUUGGUGGGAAACACUAUGCUUCUUUUUGCAGAACUAGUUCAAUUAUUAUAUUGGUCAUGUGCAUUACCGUUAGCCUUGACGCUGUUGGUGGAACGGAAUUCAUGUCUUAUUGAUCCAAAUUCAUAUGCCUUAUAUUUCAUAACUUUACGCUUUAUACUAUUGCUUCGAAUGCUUCCUCGACAGUAUGUACUUUCAGUUGCAUUAAGAGGGGAAGUACUUCUCUUUGCUGGAGGUUGUGUUAUAGUAUAUUUUGUUGGUGCUGCGAGUGCACUUGCUGAUACAUAUGUGGGUAAUACAGGAGUUCCUAUGUCUAUACACUUGUGGGCAUAUGCACUUGGUGAUCUUUGUAGACAAACCUUUACAUCAGACGGACCUGUUCUCAUAAACACGUUGUGGACACCUCCAAAUUACACUCAAAUUGUGCAGGAUAUGUUAGAAUCGAAUGAAAGUAUUCGUAUAGUAACAAGGGAUUACACAUCUUCAUCGUUUCUUCUACUGCUUGCUAUUAUUGGGAAAGUAGUACUUGCCUCAGUACUUGGUCUUACGAUUGGGGCUUUCUUUGUUCCUCUGCGUUUUCUUAUUUUUGGCUCAAUGCCAAAACAAGCUUCAUUUCUCUACGAGACACUACGUGGGGGAACAGAAGCCAUUAUUGAUGUUGGUGCUCGUUUGCACGAUGACAUGCGCCCUGAGGAUCGCAAAAAAAUUCAACAGCGAAAGUUCGCACGUGUAUUUCGUACCCGUGGUAUUCCCAUGUGGCUCUUGCCUCAUCUUCUUGAGGAGCUUUGUCUCUUCAAACCUGGUCAGCAGCGUCGAUUGAUGUUUAUACUUGAACAACUCUUUGUGUUCCUCCCAAUAGCAGAAAAACGGGCACGCUGUGUCGCAGAGUACACAGAUGAGUGGGAUGUAUACAGUAUUGGAGGUCCUGGUCGUAUUUCCUUCACAGCAUUACCAGUCUACCCAGAAGAGACGCAUGCGGGUGAUCAUGAGAGGAAUACAGUUUCUUCUACUUCACGAUAUAUCCCGCCGCUGCGACUGGUGCAAGUACUCGCCCUUUUGGAGUCUGAAUUCCCACCACACUCCUCCGUGGGAUCUAAAAUUUGGCUUGAGUUUUUUAAAGUAGCGCAACGCAUUCGUGGGGCGACACUCAUGCAAUCUCUCUGGCGGAUGUACUCUGCAGUGAAGGCAUUUGAGAAGGACAACGAACGUAGUAUGACGGACAUCAUAAUGGCACGCACAUUACGACGCGCAUUUCGCCGGAAUCGAAUACUUGCCCGGGUGAGUUUUCUUCGCCACACAACAUUCGAAGAGGCGGUGCGGUUCCAACCAAACAUCUUCAAUCCCGGCACCUGUCACUAUGAUGUACUCAACCGACUCCGAAAUCAUUUCGCGGAACUACAGCCCACAGAAAACAUUUGUCUGCACAAGACAGCUAGACUCUCUUCUCUUCUCUCGAAAGAAACGUCAACAACGACAGCAAGAAGAAGAGUAACAGAAGCUUUUACAGAAAAUGAGGAGAGACCAUGUACCAAACGCAGAAAUCCCUUGGAACAAUCACCAAGGAAUUUGCAUGACCCCUCGAACUACAUAAUAACAACAUCCUCCAAUGACGAGAGCAAUGAUGACUAUGGAGUGAAUAGCAUUGAGAUGAUGCUACACACCAACCCAAGAUUAUUUUCUGACAAAAAUGAAUAUAACUAG